AUGGCCAAUUGGGCAGAACUGCCCCACGAACUCCUUGUUCUCAUUGUAAAUUGUGUUAAAGUGAUAGAAGAUUUCAUUGCUUUUGGUGCUAAAGUUUCACGUAUAUUUCUCCCCGAAGCUAAAGGGCGAGAGUGUUUUCCAUCAGAGGGAUGGAUCUGCUCCGCGUCAUACACUGGAGAGGUAAACUUGUUGCAUCCUUUUUCUCGUACCCUAAUUCAACUUCCUCCACAACAGGCCUUAUUGGCUUUUGAUUGCGACAAUACAGAUGAUGGAUAUCCAUGCAUCGACCAAGCUGUGUUAUCUGCUAGUCCUUCUCUUACAUCGGAUUAUGUAUUAAUGGUUUCUUUUUAUGGAUAUAAAAAUUGUUUGGCUUUUUGCCGACCUGGAGAUCUUAACUGGACUAAUAUUAUAAUCGACAGAUCUAAUGUAAUUGGUGGAGUUGCGAGUCUCAAAUAUUAUAAGGGUAAAUUUUAUGUUGUGUAUUAUUCUGGCCAAGUUUGGGUUUAUGAUGUAACAAUUGGAGAGUCAUGUGAUUUUUUUGAGCUUGAGGAUGAUAUGUUUAAACGUCCAUUAGUUCAGUUCUACCUAGUAGAAGUAUCAGGUGUACUAUUAUUGGUUAGUCGAUUUGCCUCAAAGGGUCCAAAUGGUGGUGCUGAAACCUAUAAAUUUCGAGUAUUUGAAUUAGAUGUAAUUGGAGGUGCAUUGAAGGAGAUUAAUACCUUGGGAUAA
Molecule: messenger RNA, 729 nt
Organism: Nicotiana attenuata
Lineage: Eukaryota; Viridiplantae; Streptophyta; Magnoliopsida; Solanales; Solanaceae
Exons: 2
Coding region: 1-729 (242 amino acids)
Source: RefSeq, a predicted model, not a curated record